AUGAUAACGGGGAACCCUCAGAUGACCUGGUGCCCGCCAUUCUCGACACCGCCCAUCAGUACAACAUCCAGGUAUGGCUCCCAUGCUGCAUUUUACCGCUAUAAGAACAGCAUGGGCAAGAGCCUCCCACUCUUUUAUAUCUACGACUCAUACCUGACGUCCCCUGAGGCCUGGGCUCACCUCCUGACACCCAAUGGGCCCCACUCCAUCCGCAACACCCCCUAUGAUGGGGUCUUCAUAGCCCUGCUGGUGGAGGAGGGCCACACCCACGACAUCCUGGCUGCUGGAUUUGAUGGCAUGUAUACCUACUUUGCCUCCAAUGGUUUCUCCUUCGGCUCCUCCCAUCAGAACUGGAAAGCCGUGAAGAACUUUUGUGAUGCCAACAACCUCAUGUUCAUCCCCAGCGUGGGGCCUGGCUACAUUGACACCAGCAUCCGGCCCUGGAAUAACCACAAUACUCGGAACAGGGUCAAUGGCAAGUACUAUGAGACAGCCCUGCAGGCAGCCCUGACGGUGAGGCCCGAGAUUGUCUCCAUCACCUCCUUCAAUGAGUGGCAUGAGGGCACCCAGAUCGAGAAGGCCAUUCCCAAGAAGACGCCAACACGUCUGUAUUUGGACUACCUGCCUCACCAGCCCAACCUGUACCUGGAGCUGACUCGCCGCUGGGCAGAGCACUUCAUCAAAGAGAAGGAGCAGUGGCUGAUGUGAGGAGCCUGCCGACGGCCACGAGGUGCCAACGUCCUGGCCUCACCGGAAGGUGUCGCUGCGUGGGGCUCAGCUGAGGUCAUGGGCACUCGCCGGUCUCCAAGUCAGCGGCGGGCCGCCUCUGGGUGGGCUGUCAAGCCUAGGCCCACGUGGAACAGAGCUUGUUCCUUGGGCAGGUGGUGCCGGGGUGCUCUGCGGUGACAGGAAACGAGGCAGGGUCCCAGAGGGAACCACAGAGGCCGGCGGGUGACUGGAUUUAGCCCAGGGCAGCUCCAUAUCCUGUCCCGACACUUUAAAAUAGUCCCUCCUCGUUUGGAACUCAGCAGGUUGGGGUGCAGCGGAGCCACCAGGUGACUGCUCUUCGGAGGGGCCAGGGCUCGGGGCUAGCACAUGCCCUGCUUCCUCUUCAGCCUUCCUCCCACGGCACCUGUCUUCUCUAAGUCAGGGAACCGGAUUUGAAGCUUCCCAAAAGGGAAAUUCUAGAUUGAAGCCCUUCCCGGUAGACUCCUGAACCCAAUGAUCAGGAAACACCCCUGAGCAUUCAUUCAUUCAUUCAACACACACUAAUCGAGCACCUUACUAUGUGCUAGGCGCUAGGGAGGAACUUGACCUGGCAAGGUCCUUUUUCUUCCAGAAGCUUAUAGGAUCCAGCUUUCUUUCUUUGGUGUGGCCUUGUAGCUAGUGCCUGAGCAGUUUCUUUUUGCAGUUUUACCCAGCGCUGGGAGUUGUUCUUUUUCCUCUAAGAAAAUACCUCUGUGCUCCAGAGCCUCCAUUUCCCCAGAUGACCAUUUAGCUCCAGGGAGAGGACUAGGGCUCCCCCCCCCCCCCCCCCCCUCCCUUUAGCUGCCUAAACUGAAUGAGGCCCACUCAGUCAGCCAUUUUCAGUGCUACUGUGAUUUGUAUCAAUUAAAUACGUGGUAUUCUCAAGUAAGCAUUCUUUUUGCUCUCUUCAAGACUUCCUGAAUUCUGAGCCCGCCCUCAAAUUCCGUGACAACCUGACAUGUGGGAUCGGCUGGCCAGCAUUGGCACAACGAAGAGUGAGUUUGCUUAAGAAAUGAGAAGUUUAAACACGAUUUUUAGAGGGGAUAUGUAACCAACUAGUGCUUAUUUACGAAUAAACUAAUGUGCUAUAAUUGUAGGAGCCCUCAAAGUAGACCCUGGGACACCUCCUUGGCAAGACUUAGGAGCUACUUGGAAAUAUGUGCGUUACUUUAUGGGCUCAAGACUGAAUCCCAGUACUGGGAAUGGGGUGCAAAGUGCAGGAGGGGAAGAAGCGGGCCUAUGGAUUACCACAGGACCCCCGGCUCCAGUUAGGUCAUGGUUACUGAAUGGCACCGAUGGAUGGAGCAGAUCAGGACAGGUGAAAAGGGUUGGAUGGUGACCUGUAGUAAGUUACAGAAGGGAGAAACUAGGAGGCUUCAUUCCCACAUACACAAUUUGGAAAGUUCUAAAAGUACAGCAAGGCCAGGGGCCUGAAGCAGCAAGUCUCAUUCGUUGCUGAUGGCAAGGCAGCUUGAUCAGUUCUUUUGAAGGUGAAUCUGUAUCAAGAACCAGAAAAAUGUUCAUACGCUCUGACCCAGUAAUCCUCCCCUACGGAAAUAAUUCAAAAGAAGAAGAAUAAACUAUUUACAAAACAUUUUCUAUUAAUGAAAAACAAGGUUCAAAUACCCAAGAAUAACUGUUUAACACUUGGUAUUCACAUGAAUAAAGAUGCAGGCUGCUGAGUAGACACUGGAUUCAAAUAAAAGUGUUAUAGGUA
This is a messenger RNA of Herpailurus yagouaroundi (jaguarundi), 2464 nucleotides long. It is a transcript of the gene MANEAL, whose product is annotated as mannosidase endo-alpha like. NCBI's taxonomy places the organism in Eukaryota, Metazoa, Chordata, Mammalia, Carnivora, Felidae. Bases 1 to 708 code for a protein of 235 amino acids. The record is from RefSeq and is a predicted model, not a curated record. The transcript is spliced from 2 exons. Gene Ontology annotation, molecular function: alpha-mannosidase activity.